Messenger RNA from Salvia miltiorrhiza (redroot sage), 1456 nucleotides. Its product is annotated as chitinase-like protein 1. Gene Ontology annotation, molecular function: chitinase activity. The record is from RefSeq and is a predicted model, not a curated record. The transcript has 4 exons. Lineage: Eukaryota; Viridiplantae; Streptophyta; Magnoliopsida; Lamiales; Lamiaceae. Gene Ontology annotation, biological process: cell wall macromolecule catabolic process; carbohydrate metabolic process; chitin catabolic process. Bases 251 to 1213 code for a protein of 320 amino acids.
AAGCAUUAAAAAAAAAAGGAAAAAUUUAAGAACGUGAAAGAGACAGCUGAUCUAACUAACACAGUCUGUCGUCGGUGGGAUUCUUUCUCCUCUUCUGUGUUUUCUCUUUGCAUUUCAUCCAAACAAAUUAAAUCCCUAAUUUUCACCAUUUUUUUCUGAUUAUUUCCUCCAUUCUCUGCAAAAAAAUCCAAAAAAAAAGGAAAAAUUAUUUUAGAGAGAAGAAUCUCGAGUUUUCACUGAGUGUGAGAAAAUGGAGGCGAGGAGCGGAGGAUUCGCGAAGAUCGGUCUGGCGAUCUGCGUGAUGGCAAUGGCGGCGUGUUUGGCCGGCGCGGCGGACAAGGAAAUCAAGGUGAGGACGGUGAGGGGGGAGAAGGUGUGCACCCAAGGAUGGGAGUGCAACGGCUGGUCCAAAUUCUGCUGCAAUCUCACCAUCUCGGACAUCUUCCAGACCUACCAGUUCGAGAAUCUCUUCUCGAAGAGGAACUCGCCGGUGGCGAACGCCGUCGGCUUCUGGGAUUACCGGUCGUUCAUCCUCGCCGCAUCCAUGUUCGAGCACCUCGGAUUCGGGACCACCGGCGGCAAGCUCAUGCAGAUGAAGGAGAUCGCCGCAUUCCUCGGCCACGUCGGCUGCAAAACUUCUUGUGGUUAUGGAGUGGCUACGGGCGGACCGCUAGCAUGGGGUCUAUGCUUCAAUAAAGAAAUGAGCCCCAGCCAAAAAUAUUGUGAUGACUUCUACAAAUAUGACUAUCCAUGUGCUCCUGGAGCAGAAUACUACGGCCGUGGAGCUAUUCCAAUCUAUUGGAACUACAACUACGGAGCAAUUGGUAAAGGCAUCAAUCAGGAUUUGUUGAACCAUCCCGAAUACGUUGAACAGAAUGCAACUAUCGCCUUCCAGGCUGCGAUCUAUAGGUGGAUGACGUCUGUGAAAAAGAAGCAGCCAUCUGCUCACGAUGUCUUCGUUGGGAACUGGAAACCCACCAAGAAUGACACGUUGGCGAAACGAUUUCCUGGAUUCGGAAGCACCAUGAAUCUUUUGUACGGCGAGCAAACUUGUGGCCAGGGCGACAUUGAUCCCAUGAACAACAUCAUCUCUCACUACCUCUAUUAUCUCGACUUGUUGGGCGUGGGGCGAGAGCAAGCAGGACCCCACGAAGUGCUCUCCUGCGCCGAACAGGCUCCGUUCAAUCCAUCUACUACCAAAUCAUCGUCUUGAAUUCCUAUCUGAAUCUCUCUUAUAAUAAGAUUUGUGUUGGGCCACCUCUCCUGUAUUCGUGUGAUUAUUGAAUUUGUAAUAUGUCGACUGCUUUUGCUCUGCUUCAUUGCUAUAUAUACAGGUUUUGUGAAUUCAAAUUGUUUGUGUUGCUAGUGUAUCAUUAAGGUGUAAUAUUUUAUACAUGAAUGUACUUUUGUCAGUUUAUACUUGAGGACUCAUUAUAUUCGAUUAAUUUUUUCGUUU